ACUCGGCCUGGCACAGUUUUCUGUAACUUGUCUGCCCAUUCCGGACCGGACCAGGGUGAAAAUGAAUGCGCGAGAUUCCUUCUGGACAGGAAAACCACAACUUCGACCAUCUGAAGCUGCAUAGUCCGACAGACAAGCUUUUUUUUAUUUUUAUUUUCUUUUUUUGAAGGAGAUUUGUUGACUCAUCAAGAGAUAAUAAACUUCUUGAAAGAUAACCACUGCGAUAUUGUUACCACUGAAGACUCUUGCCAUUCCUAUACUGUCUGUUGACUUGACUUGCCUCUUACCCUUUCAGAGUCAGCCCCAACCACUUCACGCGUCUCCUCAACCAGUCGAACGUCUUUCUCCCCAGCCCGUCAUCAUGCCUGCCGCCAACUCAGUGCUUUCUAGCAAGCCUACCCUGCCCGAGGGUCACUUUCUCUUCACCUCAGAAUCUGUCGGUGAAGGCCACCCGGAUAAAAUCUGUGAUCAGGUUUCUGAUGCAAUUCUAGAUGCAUGCCUCAAAGAUGACCCAUGGUCCAAGGUCGCCUGUGAGACCGCCAGUAAGACCGGAAUGAUCAUGGUCUUCGGUGAGAUCACGACUCGAUCGCCAAUCGACUUCCAGAAAGUGAUUCGUGAGACCAUCAAGCGAAUCGGAUACGACCAUUCCGACAAGGGAUUCGACUACAAGACUUGUAACGUCCUCGUGGCCAUCGAACAGCAAUCUCCUGAUAUCGCACAGGGUUUGGAUCACGGAAGUCUCGAAAACCAUGGUGCCGGAGACCAGGGUAUCAUGUUCGGCUAUGCCACCGACGAAACCGCCGAGCUGAUGCCCCUGACGCUUGUCCUGGCCCACCAACUCAACGCCAAACUGGCCGAAGAGAGGCGGAAGGAGGGUGGACUCAACUGGCUCCGUCCGGACUCCAAGACUCAAGUCACGAUCGAGUACAAGAAGGAAAAAGAUACCGGGGCAGUCGUGCCGAUCCGAGUCGACACCAUCGUCGUUUCUACCCAGCAUGCCGAAGAGAUCUCCACCGAAGACCUCCGAGAAGCUGUCAUGGAAAAGAUCGUCAAGCAGGUCAUCCCUUGCCAUUUGCUCGACGACCAAACCAUCUACCACAUCCAACCUGCCGGGAGGUUCGUUAUCGGUGGUCCUCAGGGUGAUGCCGGACUGACAGGUCGAAAGAUCAUCGUCGACUCAUACGGAGGAUGGGGUGCCCACGGUGGAGGCGCUUUCUCCGGGAAAGACUGGUCGAAGGUCGACCGAUCAGGAGCCUACCUGGCCCGAUGGAUUGCCAAAUCCAUCAUCGCCGCCGGAUUGGCCCGACGGAUCUUGGUCCAAUUGUCCUACGCCAUCGGAGUCGCCGAGCCGCUCAGUAUCCAUGUGGACUCCUAUGGGACAUCCAAGGGAUUCACCGACGCCGAGCUAGUCGACAUCAUCCGCUGCAACUUCGAUUUGAGACCCGGUGUUGUUGUGAAAGAGCUAGGUCUGCAAAGACCCAUCUACACUCAAACCGCUGCCUAUGGCCACUUCGGAAACCCUAACUAUCCAUGGGAACAACCAAAGCAGCUCAAAUUCUGAUGGGACGACAAUCUCCAACUAGAGCAGCCCCUUAUCCGUACUUGGGUUUCCUAUUCUAUACCUUCUCUUAAUUAUCCUUUCACGAUUACUGCCUCAUUUUUCUCUUUUCUGAGUGUAACCUUUCUUCCCCCCCCCCAUCUUUGUUCAUCCGUUCCCCUUCGAAGCUUGAUCUCCUUGAAAACAAACCAAAAAAACACACUUCUCUCUCAUCUCGAUACCCCGAUCUUCCCUGCACCAGCAUCUUUUUCGUCGUACACCGCUUAUGAGCCCCUCAUGUCGUCUACGAACUUUGUCCCCCCCCCCCCUCUCUCUCUCUCGAUGUCCUCCGACUUAGAUCUCUCCUGACCGCACUCCUGUUUCUAGAUCAAAGAUUACGUACUUGGGUAGUAGGACCCAUUCUUUGCAGGUCCUCUAAAUGCUCCUCCUGUCGACUUCUUCUUCUCUCUUUUUCUUCAUCUCUUUGGGGUCCAUUAUUGCCAAAUCGUAUUUUUGCCCUUGCCCGUUUACUAGACUAAAAUGCAAAAGUAAUCCAAGACCAACUUCGCGAUCAUCUUACGACGCGACCAGGCUUAUCCCACUACUUUUUUUUCAAAAAAAAUCUUUGCCACCUUGAGCCCGUCUAGCUCGACGAGCCAUCAUCUCUGUGUCUUUUUUACACUCACUAGACAAGGUCUCUCUUACCCACCUGGCGAUCAUUUGACUCAUUUCUUCAUCACUUGAUGCCCCCAUCUUACAUAGACAACACUUUUUUAUAAGCAGUGCUAUUUGCUACAUCAGGGGUUAACGUGUGAACAUCUUCCAUCUUGUCCACUAAACCAGGCACCCUUGUUUCUCUUGCUCUCCUCAUUUCUGUCCUUCUCGAUCUCUCUCAUAUUUUUCAUACAAGGAUGAUUCAAACGAGGACCACUUGAAAUGCUUGUUUCAUUUUUGGUCUGUAAUUUGGGUCUUCUCAUCUGUCCCUUUACUGGUCUGACUGAGAGGCUCGG
Messenger RNA from Puccinia graminis f. sp. tritici CRL 75-36-700-3, 2547 nucleotides. Its product is annotated as S-adenosylmethionine synthase. The coding region runs from base 362 to 1561 and encodes 399 amino acids. Gene Ontology annotation, cellular component: cytosol. Gene Ontology annotation, molecular function: ATP binding; methionine adenosyltransferase activity. The record is from RefSeq and is a predicted model, not a curated record. Lineage: Eukaryota; Fungi; Basidiomycota; Pucciniomycetes; Pucciniales; Pucciniaceae. The transcript is spliced from 6 exons. Gene Ontology annotation, biological process: S-adenosylmethionine biosynthetic process.